Molecule: messenger RNA, 345 nt
Organism: Funneliformis geosporum
Lineage: Eukaryota; Fungi; Glomeromycota; Glomeromycetes; Glomerales; Glomeraceae
Source: the annotation of a GenBank genome assembly
AUGCACGCGACGCAGCCUAUGAAAGAACGAGAAAUCCAAAAAGCAUCUGAAAAAGUUCGGAAAAGGGUGGCAAAGUACGAAAAAUUCAUGUUGAUCGCCGCUCUAUGGGUACAAACUUUCCAAGACCCUUCUCGUAUACAAUUCAGUUAUACCGUCGUGGCCGCCAACUUCAGAAAUCACGGAAGGAAUCAUUCAAGAAUCCACAGCAGACAAGUUAGUUCUGAAUCUUUGUCGGACGUUUCCAUGUGGGAUGAUUGGAUCGUAAAAUACGUUAAUGAAGACAACAAAAAGACUAUCGUCGCAGAAGACUCCCCAAUGGAGGAAUGGAUAUUCGAAACGAUGUAA